This is a messenger RNA of Oncorhynchus mykiss (rainbow trout), 3057 nucleotides long. Lineage: Eukaryota; Metazoa; Chordata; Actinopteri; Salmoniformes; Salmonidae. The record is from RefSeq and is a predicted model, not a curated record.
UAACUACUGGAAACCAAGUUUUAGAUGAAGUGCUACAGUGUUGCUGGAAAGUGAAAAUAUCUUCAAGCGACAGUUGAAGUUGUCCAUGGACUGGUUGGUACUGAUUAAACAGCCAGCUAGAUAGUGCCAACAAGAUCAGAGAGAACUUGUUAGAUCGAGAGACCGACUUGUCUUCACAUAAAAUCAACUUUAAAAAGGACAGCCAGUAUAAUGUUUUAUUCAAAGGCAUGGACUAAGUGCUUGAUAUGCCUUAUCUUUUUAACAAGUGGAAAUGCCGAGUGUCCCAAACCUCAAGUAGAGGGAAAUGUUGUUCUAACGACUGAUGCGCUAUUAAUGAACGAUUUUCCGGAGGGAGGGGAAGCCACUUUUGAGUGUGCCAACGGCUACUUGAAAGAGCAAGGAUCUGAAAGAAUCACCUGCACAAGUGGAAAGUGGAGCACGCUCAAAUUAACCUGCAAAAAGAAGGACUGUGGUGCCCCCAGGAAGAUGCCACAUUUGACAUAUGAGUUUAAGGAAGGCACACUUUUUGGUGCAUCAGCAAGAGCAAUCUGUGAUAAAGGUUAUCAACUUAUGGGCCCAAGUUACAGGCAGUGUUAUGCCAUAGGUUGGAGUGGAAGACCAAGAUGUAAAGUGGUAACUUGUGAUAAACCUCCUGAGAUAAUGCAUGGCACGAUCAUAGAGAAGCCUGGCGAAGAGUUACCAGAGUAUGGUGGUGUCAUACAGUACUCCUGUAAUGAAGGUUACACCCUCAUUGGAAACAAAUCAAUUGAGUGUAUUGAAGAUGGUGAAUACAACUCAUUACCUCCUGAAUGUAAAGAUGUCAAUGACAUUCUUUUGAAACCAACAACUAUAUCAACAUCAUCAAUAACAACAACAUCGACUGUUCCACCCACAAUACAAGAUGUCAAUGACAUUCUUUUGAAACCAACAACUAUAUCAACAUCAUCAAUAACAACAACAUCGACUGUUCCACCCACAAUACAAGAUGUCAAUGACAUUCUUUUGAAACCAACAACUAUAUCAACAUCAUCAAUAACAACAACAUCGACUGUUCCACCCACAAUCCAAGAUGUCAAUGACAUUCUUUUGAAACCAACAACUAUAUCAACAUCAUCAAUAACAACAACAUCGACUGUUCCACCCACAAUACGAGAUGUCAAUGACAUUCUUUUGAAACCAACAACUAUAUCAACAUCAUCAAUAACAACAACAUCGACUGUUCUACCCACAAUAAGAGAUGUCAAUGACAUUCUUUUGAAACCAACAACUAUAUCAACAUCAUCAAUAACAACAACAUCGACUGUUCCACCCACAAUACAAGAUGUCAAUGACAUUCUUUUGAAACCAACAACUAUAUCAACAUCAUCAAUAACAACAACAUCGACUGUUCCACCCACAAUACGAGAUGUCAAUGACAUUCUUUUGAAACCAACAACUAUAUCAACAUCAUCAAUAACAACAACAUUGACUGUUCUACCCACAAUAAGAGAUGUCAAUGACAUUCUUUUGAAACCAACAACUAUAUCAACAUCAUCAAUAACAACAACAUCGACUGUUCCACCCACAAUACAAGAUGUCAAUGACAUUCUUUUGAAACCAACAACUAUAUCAACAUCAUCAAUAACAACAACAUCGACUGUUCCACCCACAAUACGAGAUGUCAAUGACAUUCUUUUGAAACCAACAACUAUAUCAACAUCAUCAAUAACAACAACAUCGACUGUUCCACCCACAAUACGAGUUUCAGGGAGGAAUAAUGGCGUUGGGGAACAUGACACCAAUGCAGGUACUGAGAUUGCAGCAGUUGUGGGAAGUGGGAUCGGCACUGUCAUAACAGUUACACUUAUUGUUCUGAUCACACGGUAUUGGAAGAGGAAAGGCUCGUACCAGUUUGGAGAAGACCGAAGUCGAACAGAGGAAUUAUUACAAUUUCAAAAUAACUAAGUUGAAUGCCUACCCAAGGGCUAGGACUGCACCUAUCUGCUAGUCUGCAUCUGUAGCCUUGAAAAGUAGUGCCAGCGGAUUGUUCCUCUGACCAUUCCCUGGUUGGACAAAGCCAUUUAAUUUACAGUGCCUUUAUGUAUGUGGCAAUACUGAAUGGAAGUUAUAAUUGCACUUUUUAUUAAGUUGUUUUUGAAAGUCAGUUCAGCGGAAAUGUUUUAACCCAAUGUUUGAAAACCGGUAUUUAAAUAUUUUUUUUCUCCAUUUAUAUACAAAACUGAAAUAUACCUAAUUGUCUUUUCAACUGCCAUAUUUGACUACAGGUUGCUAGCUUGCUCUGUUGUGUGGGCAGAAGCCCCUGUAAUGAGAUUAGUGCACUAAACAAAAUGUAUGACUGAGGAAAUCCCCAGGCUGAUAAUCACUGACCAUUUCUAAAUGUGUGCUUACUGAUCGUGGCUCACAGGAAAAUAACAGUAAGAGACAGUUUCCUGGACCCAGGUUAAGCCUACAGCACUGUAUUCCUUUUCAAGUAGGCUUAAUCUGGGUCCAGGAAACCAGCUCUUCAUGUUAUUUUCCUGCAGCCCCAAAUGUCACAAAAUAAUGUCAAUCUUAUUUACUUAGAGGUUUUGUACUUUUGAUUUUCUAGUUUGUAUUGUGUGAUUUAAGAGAUCAAAUUAUUUUUAUGAUAACUGCCUUUGCUCCUUCUUUGAGACACAUUUGUGUAAAUAUGAAAGUAUGUACAUUGUCUAAUAAUCAUGGUUGGGUAGGUUCAUUUGUAAAUGUAAUCUGUUACAGUUACUAUACUAUAUGCCAGAAAUGUUCCAUAUCCACAAAAAGCUUAUUUCUCUCAAAUGUUGUGCAUAAAUUAGUUUACAUCUAGGGUUGCCAACUUUUUCACUACCAAAUAAGGGACAAAAGGUGGCGUGCCAGUCAGUGCACAGUGCCACGGCGGUAUGGGUAUGGUGUCGUGUGAAUACAGUGAUACAGUGUAUAUUCAUAUUCUUAUUCAAUUGGAAAGGCAAAACAUUUUUAUAUUCCAUUUAGCCUAUAGCUUUACUAAAACUCCAUCAUUAUGUAAACUUAUAUGAAUAAAUCUCUAAAUAAAUUAUCAAAGAA